Messenger RNA from Nematostella vectensis (starlet sea anemone), 3816 nucleotides. RefSeq names its product tumor protein 63. The transcript is spliced from 10 exons. Gene Ontology annotation, biological process: regulation of transcription by RNA polymerase II; apoptotic process. Lineage: Eukaryota; Metazoa; Cnidaria; Anthozoa; Actiniaria; Edwardsiidae. The coding region runs from base 658 to 1887 and encodes 409 amino acids. Gene Ontology annotation, cellular component: nucleus. Gene Ontology annotation, molecular function: DNA-binding transcription factor activity, RNA polymerase II-specific; RNA polymerase II cis-regulatory region sequence-specific DNA binding. The record is from RefSeq and is a predicted model, not a curated record.
AUUGAAAAGAUGCAUCGGCUUAUAAUCGUUGUUAUGCCUGAUAAAAGUCAAUAGCACUUUCAUUAAACAGUACAUAACAUGAAUUGUUAACAAGAAUUUACAGAUUCUAAUUCUACAUUUGUCUCUGGCAUCGUUUUCGUGUGGCCCCGUUGCCAUUUCUCGCCCUAUUCUUGUUUGUUUGUUAACUCUACAAGAGGUAGCUAGAUAUUAACAGUCUUCCACUCUAGAUAAUAAAAUUAGGACGCAUUAUACUAUGCUUAGGGCUGGUAAUAUUUCUGCAUUGAAGACUUAGUUAUCAAAUCGCUGAUUGAUGGUAGUCAGUAGAGUCCGUGUAUCCAAACGACCAAAAGCUCAAGAAUAGUGCUUAUUGUUAACCAUACUUAAAGCGUAGCCUUAGAGUUACUUCAACUAUAUCAACCGUUUUAGUUUUGUUCGGGAGUUUGCAAGCAAGCACGUGGUUUCGGUUUGCAACAAUUUGUUUGUCUCACGCAGAUCGACCUUGCGCUUUGAUAGGUCAAGUGUAAACAGUCCUGUGGUCGAGUUUUCAUCUAUUGUGCUCCCUCUGAACAAUACUUGGCAAGUCUUACGGUCAAAUGAGUGGCUCUUUCAACUCUACACACUCUGUAAAUAAGCUCAUACAGUUUCGCAAAGCACACAAUGAGAACACCGCAAAGUAAGGGGUUACCUUACGACCACGAAAUGCAGGAUGUGCGAUCGGAAAUGUUCAUCGAGUGCAGUUUCUUCAGCGGCGGAGGAGGGGAUAAUUUCCAACCAGAGAUGUUUCCUCAGUACCAGUACGAAAACCACGAGCUGCCGCAGUCUACGAGCCAACAGCCGGCAUACCCGGGCAACAUCCCUCCCGUAUACACCCCGGUACCUAGCUCCGACCCGCACCACACCGUAUCCCCGCAACCGGACCUACCACCACACUAUAAUCACCGAAGCCCAGGCUUCCGAGAGGGCUCCAUGUCCCCGAUAGUGCAGCAGUACUCGGCCCACCUCCCUACCAUCCCCAGCACAGCGGAGUACCCGGGCGAGCUAGGAUUCUGCGUCUCCUUCGGUCCCCCUACCGAGUCAGCCUCAAAGUCAGCUACUUGGACGUACUCGGAGAAGUGCAAAAAACUGUACGUGAACCUGGCAAGCUUCUGCCCCAUCAAGUUCAAGACAACCGUUAAGCCGCCCCCGGGGUCCUACCUGAGGGGCGUGGCAGUCUUCAAGGGGUCCACCAACUUGCACGAUAUCGUCAAGAGGUGUCCUAACCACAUGGAGACGUCACAGGAUGGACAAGAGAAGAUUAGUCAUUUCAUGAGGAGUAACAACCCCUCCGCACGCUAUAACGUCUGCCCGGAGUCUGGUCGCCACUCCAUACUUAUCCCAUACACCGGGCCCCAGGUCGGCACAGAAUUCGUGACGGAGAUGUUCGCUUUCAUGUGCUUCUCGAGUUGUCCUUCGGGACCAAGUCGGAGACCAGUCGAGAUCAUCUUCACACUGGAGAAAGAUGGCCAAACGCUUGGCAGACAGGUCGUGGAGAUUCGUGUGUGUGCCUGUCCGGGCCGGGACCGGAAGUCGGACGAGAAGUUACUCCUCGGCGAAGCGAGCACCACGACAGGUGGAAAACGCAAGCGUGGGCCUGGUAAGGGGAGGCUGAAGAGACUUCGCGCCGGUUCCGAUGACGAGGAGGAGCUGGUCAUUACGACACGGGACCGUCGCGUGUAUGACAUACUCAUGAGCAUGAAGACUCAGCUUGAAGAGUCCUUUAUUUACGGACAGGAGGCCGGUCAGUUCCACAGCCCCAACACCUCCGAGGAGGAGGAGAUUGAGUCCGGAGCCAGCACCUCAUCUCCCGUUGGGGUGAUGUUCAAGCGGACAGGGCCAUCUUCCAUCUAGGCCACCGGACACUUGUCGUUGGAUACCGGACACUGGUAAUCCAACCUGUGCACUUAGACCCGGUAGUCACACGCGUUUGUUUGUAAUUUGACUUAAAUUGGGCUAAAGCACGCCAUAAUCAGUUAAACGAUUUUUACAACUGACAGUAUUAUUUUAUUCAUUCAUAUUCUUAACCCUCCUUGCAAACCUCAAGAUUAUCCUACACUGUUUACCACUCUUUAACCCAAUUUGAGUCACCGUGUAAUAUAGUAUAGGCAUUAGAUCUCGCGUUGUGUAGGUCUCUUGUAAUGUCCUGGUUCACGUUGUAUUUUAAACGUUCACAGGCCUGGUUACACAGGCUUUUACAGUUGAGUUGAUGCUUAUUUGCUCUUUCCCAGAGCUUCAUUACAGAGGCGAAUUCCAAAUAUUUUCACAAAAAGAAGGAUCUUUUGCCUAAAUGACCUCUUGGGCAAGUAAUAGCAGACUAUUUCCGCUAGCAGGGGCGCUCUGUGGCGGCAGAGCUCACAGCUCGCAAAUUUUAUGCUUUCACUGCUUUGUUGUAGAAGCAAUUCAUGCAGCACGCCGCUGGCCUUCACAGCGUUACACCGUGAGGCUCUGCAUGUGCCAAAAAUGGCGCCAUUUUUUCGCGCCCUGGAUGCAAUGGCUUUGAAUAAGCAUUUAUAAAUUGAAUACAGGUGCUUGAAUCCCUGUUGCCGUCAUAGAAACCACGACUGGAGAGAAUUUUUUCAUACCCAGCCUCGUUUAAUGACUCGACCCAGGUUUUUCCGCUCUUUUGAGCCGUGGCCGGUGACGUAACAGGGUUUCAAGUGUCCCAAGAUUUCGCUUCUCUUUUGUAGAAGCACCAAUAUUGCUCUAAUCAAAUCAUGGUUCUAGGGCUUAGGACCGCGAUUGUCGUUAAUUUAACUUAUGAUUCUAAAAAUUAAAUACGUUGAUUUCUGACAGUUUGUAUAUUUAUAUCCAUCCAAAUACGAUUUUUGAUAUAAACUCUUUAUUAAUACAACACAAUGUUGCUUGUAAGUUGCUUUUACUAUGACACUCUUUGCCUUUCUGUUCGUGUGUACUUCAAACUUUAAAAAGAGAUACUAUCGCCUGUAUAUUAAUAUUAUGAUGAGCAUAUGGCUCGCCACAAACUUCCAGUAACUGUCUCCGUGCAUUUAGCCCAACGGUCCACUAUGUCCAUUAACUCUAUUACUCUAUUACUUUCCCAUAUGAUGGAUCGGUAGAUCUCAUUUUAAAUCUCCAUGUUGAGAUAGCUUUUCGAGUCCUUUGUUCCCUAUGCAUUGUCUUUCUUGUUCCAUAUCAUUCUGUUUAAUAGUCUUAGCUUUGUCACAUGGAUUAUCUACGGGUUUCCUGUGGUGUUUCGGGUUCCCUGUGGUCGAUUAUGCGACCUCACCUGCCCCAGCUCCUCUCUCAUAGCCAACCACAGGAUUCUCAAAAGAACCACAAGGUAUCGGGUGCUGUAAACUGAAUUUUUUGGCGCUUCUUUAUUUUAGAGGAUGUAAAGCAAAAGAUAUAACGACUGAUAAGUCAGACUCUACUGACUAAUAAACGAGUUGCAACUCUGGUAAACAGGGUAAAAGUCACAUUAACCAUUUCAACAUUUUUAAUAGGUUAAUUAAGCUCAUGGAUAUAGCUGUCGGAUGAAAAAAAAUUGGGUUGGAAAUUGGUUUGUUAAAAGUUUUUUGCAAACAUUUUUAUAUUUAUCAAUCAAAAUUGCUUUUUUCCCAAUUUUUCAUAUUUUUUACUUUGUAUUUUUCUAUUUGGGUCAGGCUAGCAUCAGUUUUUUUUCUUGUUACCAAAGUUACAAUUCGUUGUUUUUAAUAAAAUGAUUUGACGUAAUUUUAUUGAGAUGGACUUGACAUUCUGUGGCAGGUUCUGACCCAGGCCUCCAAGACCAAAUGCUAUUAAAUGCUGGAUGUUGUUACUAAA